This is a messenger RNA of Malus domestica (apple), 843 nucleotides long. The record is from RefSeq and is a predicted model, not a curated record. NCBI's taxonomy places the organism in Eukaryota, Viridiplantae, Streptophyta, Magnoliopsida, Rosales, Rosaceae.
AUGUAUGUCCCACGGUUUUCUGGACCGGUAUUUUUAACUGGUGGUGGAAGUCCCAGUAUGCAAGGAGAAGGAAAUUCCUCUGGUGAUAACUCCACUAGUAGCUUCCCUAAUGUAGAGCGCAGCACAGAGUACGCUGCUAAAGCAUCUUUGGAAGGUAGGGUUCAUUCUGAAAAGGCUGCAGAAUUAAUUGUUGCUGAAGACCUCACUGAAGCCCUCCUAGAUUUUGAAUUCCCAUUGCUGCCCAUACCAGAGGGCCGCAACAAGGGGAAACAACACCCAAGUACGGACAAGCACUGCUUGGAUUUAUUAAGGGAUGAGCAUCCCAUAAUUCCCGUCAUUAAGGAGCAUCGUACGUUGGCAAAACUUUUAAACUGUACAUUGGUAUCAAUUUGUUCACUGGGUAGGCUCUGUGAGGACACAGAAUUAGUACACAUUACAUGGUCAUUGGCUCCAAACAUCAACAGCAACUGGUCGCCUUUAAUGGAGGAACCAAAUCGCCAGUGUGUUGAACAUAUGGUUGACUUUAAAAUAUAUAAGGAUGGAAAUGGAAACGAAACUGAUGUUGAUCAAUUGAACAUCAAUGCUCGCGAUUACUUCAUUCCUACUCAGAUUAUUCUCAGAUAGAAUUGCGGCUGAUGGCACAUUCUCUAAAGACUCUGCACUCAUUGAACUCCUUAGUAAUCCCAUGGUGAUGUCUUCACCAUGAUAGCGGCUAGAUGGACUGGGAUUCCAGAAGAGUCUGUUAGUUCCCUUGUAAUACAAUGCUGUAAACAUUUCUUUGAAGCUAUUCAACUGUUCAUUAUGUGCAUUAUUUAUCAAAUAUAGCCAAAAAUUAACUCUUAA